Molecule: messenger RNA, 468 nt
Organism: Caenorhabditis bovis
Lineage: Eukaryota; Metazoa; Nematoda; Chromadorea; Rhabditida; Rhabditidae
Source: the annotation of a GenBank genome assembly
AUGAGUGCCGUAUAUUUAGGUGUUGAAGAGAUUGGCGCAGAAAUUCAAUGCAAAUCCUCAAAUCGUUCAUUAGAGGAAAAACUAAUCGAACAAAUUGAGAAUCAGCAAUUAUGCGGAAAAAUCAAGCGAAGUUCGAAUGAUCCAAAAAACGAGAUUCUUAUCGAAAUUUCCAAAUUUGGGCUCAAAAUUGUGCAUCGAAAGAGUUCUGACGUGAUUUUGCGUGUUCCACUGCUCCAAUUGGUCGUUUUCACAACAUUCAACGAUGGCUACGGAAAGACCAACGCAAUAAUUCUGGAGAGCAGCGAGAAGCGCUUCAAGUGCCAUCUCGUCCAAUUCGCCACUGACGCUGACGCGUCAAAAAUGUGCAAAAUGGUGCAAGGGUGUUUCCAAGAAGCCGAAGAAGCCCGAAUGCUUCUCGACAACACCGAACCGCCAAGUCCAUCAAAUCCCGAAUUGUUUCAUAAAUGA